AUGGAAGCUAACACCGAAAGUAACAGUGUAACCAGUCACUACGAGAUCUUCACUGGAAUCUGGACUAACUGGUCCCGCGGACCGGUCUUUGGACGAACCCUUACCCUCCCACGGCGCAACGGUGAUCUCCUCAUCGCUUUCAUCGCACUUUUUGUUACCAUCGUCGGCACCAGCUUCUGGAGGAUCCUAUGCUUCGCCCUUCACAGCCUCUUCUCUACUGACAAAACACGCGAUGGUAUCUACCACCAACGCCAGGCCAUCCUGCGCAACUCUGCGAAUGGAGCGAGUGGGCUUGUUCGCUUCAUUCAGGCCAUGUGGGCAUGGCGACGUAGAGACUCGAAGCCGUACCGCCGCAUAGUACCGCUUAUUACCUCCACUGCGCUAUUUCUCUGCGCCUUUGGCGUGGCAUCGGGCUUCUCUUCAAGGGUCUCAACGGGCAUCGGCAACGAGGUGCUCAUCCAGACCCCCGAUUUCGGCAUAGCCACAGGCGAGAGCCUCACAUAUCCACAAGUGCUCAAAAUUUUGUAUCCUCAAAACUCACGCGACGUCAUUUCGUCCGCGACAUAUGCGCAGCGGUGCUACACGAACGACACGAACACGGCCAGCUGCAACGAUUACAUCAAACCGCGCCUGGACUUCCAAGUUUGGCAUAACGCAUCCUGCCCGUUCGGACCUGAGAUGUGUAAACUCGUCGACGAGAACAUCUUCAUCGAUACCGGGCUGUUGGACUUCAACAACGAUUUUGGCGUGAACCUGCCUCCGAAACGGCGCUUCCAAUACCGGCACACCACCCACUGCGCGCCCAUCGUUACUGAAGGCUACAAACAGGAAUUCCCCGAGACAAGCACAUGGUGGUCUCGUACUGGGAGGAACUGGACAAAGCCGGCAUACACCUUGUACUAUUACGGCCAGGCGCCUUUCGAGAACACGACGAAUGCGACGUACGAGUACGUGACGAACGUUUCGGAUUUGACGGUGAAGUACAACACAGCGCCCGCCUUCUACAACAUAGGAACGCGCCAAGUCUACGGCGUCAACGGAACCAUCCAUCCCCAAUCCGCCUUCGCGCCCAUCCCGUCUCUUCAGCGCGCAGACGCAGACAUGGUCUUGAUCUUCCUCUCAGCCAACGAAAUCGGCUACACCGCCGCCGUCGCCGACCCGUGGUACUCGGCCAACAACCUCUUCGGCACCACAUGGGUCUACGGCGGCAACAACACGGGGGAGUCGCAGUUCUACUACCGCGACGAGCCGGCAUCCGUGCUCGGCUGCGUCAUGCAGCAGCAGAUCUGCAACCCCCGCGAAGAAGCGGGCAGCCGCCGCCGCUGCACGCCGCUGAGCUCGAACCUGGAUCUGCAGGCGAACGCGGCGAGCGUCGUGCAGCAGGGCGCGGACGAGGCGUGGUGGCUGCGGCGGCUGGUCGAGCUGCUCCUCGCGAAGCCGCCCGCGCUGUGGGACAUCAUCAACACCAUCGGUAGCCAGUCGUUGAGCUCCUCCUUCACGCUGUACAACGGUGUCCAGGCGCCGCUGCCGCCCGACCAGUGGCAGCGUGAUGUAGAACGGUGGCACUCGAUCAUGAUGGCCAGCUUGCAGGGGAGCGCUGUCGCCGUGGCCGAGGGCCCGUCGGCGCCAGAGUUGCGGGCAGAGUACCGGAGGCCGGUGGAUGAGAGGGAGAGGGCGCUUUGCAGACGGCAGCAACUUCUCUGUUUUCGGCCUCUCUUCAUCUUCGCCGCCGGCGGCCUCGUCAUCGUGGCCUCGUGGGUCCUCGAACCCUUCGUCGCGUACGUCCAACGUCGCUGUAAGCUCGACUCGUACGCGCGCCUGGAGUGGUGUACCAACGAGACGCUCCAGCUGCAACGUUUGGCGCACGAGGAGCUCGGGAUGGGUACGUGGUCCAAGUGCGACGGGGAUGUACCAGUUACGGAGAAAGGGGAAAGGCUGGCGAUGCUGGAUUUGGCGGAUUCGAAGCAUCCGAAGCUGAAAGCGAGACCGGUGGGAUGGGAGGAAAUCACUGCGCAAGGUCCCGUCGGACGCACACAGGAAGCCAAGGAGGACGACAGGUGA
This is a messenger RNA of Diplodia corticola, 2061 nucleotides long. RefSeq lists its product as uncharacterized. The transcript has 3 exons. The record is from RefSeq and is a predicted model, not a curated record. Bases 1 to 2061 code for a protein of 686 amino acids. NCBI's taxonomy places the organism in Eukaryota, Fungi, Ascomycota, Dothideomycetes, Botryosphaeriales, Botryosphaeriaceae.